CGUGAUUGACGUUUACGUCCGUGACGCCCGGGAGGGCAAGGACGUGGGGUUUCCGAGAGUGCGCAGUAAGUGCGACGGCGACGACCCCCCCCUCGGCCUUUUUAGGGAGGGGGCGACGCUGAGAUGGGGGCGGCGGCGGCGGAAGCGGAUCGCACUCUCUUUGUGGGCAACCUUGAAACUAAAGUGACCGAGGAGCUCCUCUUCGAGCUUUUCCACCAGGCUGGACCGGUAGUAAAAGUGAAAAUUCCAAAAGAUAAGGAUGGUAAACCAAAACAGUUCGCAUUUGUGAAUUUCAAACAUGAAGUAUCUGUUCCUUAUGCGAUGAAUCUACUUAAUGGAAUCAAACUUUUUGGGAGGCCCAUCAAAAUUCAAUUUAGAUCAGGAAGUAGCCAUGCCUCACAGGAUGUCAGUUUGCCAUAUCCCCAGCAUCAUGUUGGAAACUCAAGCCCUACCUCUACAUCUCCUAGCAGGUAUGAAAGGACUGUGGAUAACAUGACUCCAUCAGUACAGAUAAUUCAGAGAUCUUUCUCUUCUCCAGAAAAUUUUCAGAGACAAGCAGUGAUGAAUAGUGUUCUGAGACAGAUGUCCUAUGGUGGGAAAUUUGGUUCUCCACAUCUGGAUCCAUCAGGAUUUUCCCCAUCGCAUAGUCAUAGUUUUAACCAGUCUUCAAGCACCCAGUGGCGCCAAGAUACGCCAUCAUCACAACGUAAAGUCAGACAGAAUUCUCAUCCCUACAUCCCGGAUCGACAUUAUAGCCGUGAACAGUGGUACACUGACCAUGGGUCUGAUCAUCAUUACAGAGGAAGCAGGGAUGACUGCUUCAGUGAGGAUAGGAAUCCUGAUGGCUGGAGCCACGACUAUGAUAACAGAAGAGACAACAGCCGAGAUGGAAAAUGGCGUUCAUCUCGACACUAA
Molecule: messenger RNA, 915 nt
Organism: Odobenus rosmarus divergens (Pacific walrus)
Lineage: Eukaryota; Metazoa; Chordata; Mammalia; Carnivora; Odobenidae
Gene: RBM7
Product: RNA binding motif protein 7
Exons: 5
Coding region: 124-915 (263 amino acids)
Biological process (GO): regulation of alternative mRNA splicing, via spliceosome
Cellular component (GO): nucleus
Molecular function (GO): single-stranded RNA binding
Source: RefSeq, a predicted model, not a curated record